AGAGGAGAGGCGUGGGCGAGUGGGGAGAGGGUUUUCGAAAGCUUCUUAUAUCUCUUCUUCUAGUCGCGGCGGAUUCCAUCAUCACUCUCCUUCCAACUGCGUGUAACCGUGCGAUAAUAUUAAUAACAACAACAACCACCCAAGGGUUUCACUUUCACCAAUCGCCGUUGUUUAACCGAUCACAACAACACCUUUAGAUCUGAAAAUUAUGGCCAGCAGAGGCGGCGGCGGAGCCACUAACGGCGGAGCAAUUCCACCGGCUUCUCGGAAGAUGGUACAGAGUCUCAAGGAGAUUGUCAACGGAGUUUCGGAUGCUGAGAUCUACGUUGCGCUUAAGGAGUGUAAUAUGGACCCUAAUGAAGCUGUUAAUCGUCUCCUAACUCAAGAUCCUUUUCAUGAGGUGAAGAGCAAGCGAGAAAAGAAAAAAGAGUCUAAGGAUACAACAGAAUCCAGGCCUCGUGGUGGUGGCAGCACUUCAAACCGUGGUGCCAGAAGUGGUACAGAUCGUUAUGCUGGACGUGGUGGUUCAUCACAGUUUAGCUCAUCUGAAUUUGGUGGCUUACAUGGAAAAUCCAAGAGGGAAAACGGGACAAGUUCCUACACAAGUUCAUCUGCACCAACUUACGGAGCUGCAUCAACUAAUACAAAUCGAACCCCUUCAACUUUCAGUGGUUCUAUCGGCUAUGAAAAUAAAGCACCGACUUUCAGCGUAGCUGAUGGUACCACAACCGUUUCACAACCGCCACUCUCUGGGUUUCAAUCGGCUUGGAUGGGUGCACCCGGUCAAAAGUCAAUGGCCGACAUCGUGAAAAUGGGCAGGCCACAAAACAAAGUUUACAGCACCCCGGUUCCACCUCAGCCUUUAUCAACACAUUAUGACGACUAUGCUUCAAAAGCUCCAGACGUUUCUAAUGAUGAUGACUGGCCAAUUACUGAGCAGCCACAAACCGUAGGUGUGCAGUCCGUUGUGGGGCCCGAGCCGCAUGUGGAGUCUGAGAAUGUGGAUUAUGAUAGAAGCAACCAAUACGUAGGUUCUCAGACGGAAGAGGGUGAGGCAGAAGACGAAAACGUCUAUGAAGAUUAUACGGCACACCAUAUUUCAAGUAGAAGUAUACAGGAGGAUGCGUCUGCGAGUGCACCUAUCUAUGAUAAUGAUUCGUAUAAAAACGUGGAUUCCUUCCAUCCUGAGGAUCAUGCUUAUGAGCAAAAGGAAGUUGAACAAGGAGACAUGUUAGCAUCUGAAGUGAGUGCAAACAUGCAGCAACUUAAUAUACAAGAAGAAAGACACUUGGAUGAACCAGAAGAUGAUGUUCCUUCUGUAGUAAUCCCAAAUCAUCUUCAAGUUCAAACUGCUAAUUGCUCACAUUUGAGUUUUGGAAGCUUUGGUUCUACAAUGAACCCCGGGUUUUCUGAACCUUUUGCAUCUAGGCAGUUAAGAAACAAAUUAGAAGACACGCCUGCUGAGGUGGAUUCUUCAUCCGUUGGGCCCUCUGAAACUAGAAAUUCGGAGUAUUUUGGUGAUGAGUCUAUAAUAACACCGGAGAACAAUCCAGUUCUUCGAACGGGACCAAGUUCCGGGAAUUACGAUUUACCAUCUGUUUCACAAAGAGAGGUUUUGAAGCAAGAAAAUCCUGAGGCAGCACACGGGAAUCAGUACGGCUUUCCUUCAUCUACACCUGGAUCUGGUUAUUCAUUUGAUAGUACCCAACUAUUGAACCCAGGUUUGCCGCAAUCUCAAACGUCUACACAGAUGCCAAACACAACCCCCUUUUCAAAUGUUAUGGCUGCUUAUACAAACUCGUUACCAAACACAUUAGCAGCAAAUGGUCAUUCUGUCAGAGAAUCUGAUCUUUCAUACUCACCGUUUCCUAUUAAUCAAUCAAUGGCUACUAAAUAUGGUAACUCAGCAUCUUCCAUCGGUGGCUCAACACUUUCUGUGACAGAGGCUUUAAAGACUGGUGUUUUCUCAUCAUCUCAACCAACACAACAAACUCCACCUGGCAAUACCGUUCCUACUGGGCCCACUCUUCCACACCACCUUGUGCACCCGUACUCUCAACCCACUCUACCAUUGGGCCCUUUUGCAAACAUGAUUGGCUAUCCAUUCUUACCUCAAAGUUAUACAUACAUGCCAUCUGGCUUUCAGCAAGCAUUUGCUGGUAACAGCACUUAUCAUCAACAGCUGGCAGCCAUGCUUCCUCAAUACAAAAACAGCGUUUCAGUCAGUAGUUUGCCUCAGUCUGCAGCUGUUCCUUCUGGUUAUGGUUCGUUUGGUAAUUCUACAGCAGUUCCUGGAAACUAUCAAGUUAAUCAACCUGCGGGACCCACUGGGUCCACUUUAAGUUAUGAUGAUGUGUUGAAUGCCCAUUAUAAAGAUAACAGUCAGUUGCUCUCUCUCCAACAGAACGAGAACCCGGCAAUGUGGGUUCAUGGAGCAGGUUCAAGAACAAUGUCGGCUGUGCCAGGAAGCACAUAUUACGGUUUUCAGGGUCAAAAUCAGCAACCCAGUGCAUUUAGGCAGGGUCAACAGCAGCAGCAGCAGCCGCCUUCACAGAGUUAUGGUGGGGCCACUCUUAACUACCCUAACUACUAUCAUUCUCAGACGGGAAUCUCUCAGGAGCAUCAACUACAGCAAAACCCUAGGGAUGGGUCACUUGUUGGUGCGUCCCAAGGCCAACCAAAACCUCAGCAGCAGUCACAGCAGCUAUGGCAAAACAGCUACUAAUCGGUUCAUACCUGACUCGAGUUUUUCAGGGUUUUGGUUCAUAUCCGGUUUUAGCUGCUGCUGCACUGUGCCUUGAGAGGUUGUAUUCUACUACUAGUGUUUUAUGGUCUUGGUUCUCGGUUAGUAUGUAGGAACGUUCACGCGUGCUAAUUUUUUGUUAGUUCGACUUUUUAUUUAUUUAUUGUUCUUCGCUGUUUUGGUUCUUUGUUCCUUUUUAAUGGGUGUUAAUUCCUCUUUCAUCUUAAAGUAAUCUAUAGUUUUUUGAUGAUGAAGUUUUUAACAUGGUUUUAAUAUUGUUCUGCAUUGGGUUAAGGAAAUGACUGCAAAUCUGGUCUUUCUUGUUCAUUCUUAAAAUUGCAUAUGCGUUUGUUGCUGUCUUUAAAAAAGACCUGUUUUUUUUUUUUUUUUUUUCCUAACCAAGGUCGGUUUGGUUUGGUAAAACAUGUGGGCAUGUUUUGUUGUGUAACAAGUUGAAAUGGGUCUGCGUCAAAAUUGGUUAUGUUGAUGGGGUUUCACAUGUUAUGUUUGUUUUUAUGGCAAAUAGUACUGGUGGUAGAGCCAAAAUGGGUUCGGGGCAAAUUAAGAUUUGUGCCACCGGCUAUGGUAGGUAGCAAAUGGUUCUUCGAUUAUGCGUUGAUUUUUAUUAAUUUUGAUCCCAAAUGCAAUAGUGAGAUCAAAACUAGACCUAGUUUAAUCGUUAGGGUUUAUAUCGAUCGACAGACCUUAGAGGUGUGCAAGGCUUGGUCAUGACAGAAAGCUGAAAAGCUUAACCAAGGCUUGACAAAAGUUUAAGAUAUCGACUGUAUUUAGUACAAUUUUUGAUUAAUUUAAGAUUUGGUUUGUUCGAAACUAGAAUCAAUCUUACGUUUAUGUUGCUGAUACGUAACCACACAACUCCCCAAGAUAGCCGUAUGUUGAUCUUCUGCGGGUUUCUCAAACAUCGAAGGUUAAAACGAGAAUUGGUGACACACAGGCCAAGUGUUUUUUGCAAAUAUUACGAAGAUGGGUAGACCUACAUUAGUCAUGGUCACACUAUAAAAUCUUGUAUAAAAGCUUACAUGAAAUAUAUGCCCCACACGAAUAUUUAAAGCAAAUGGUGAUUAUCUAAGGCAAAAGCGAACUUCCGUGUCUAAUUUUCCAAAAAAAAAA
Messenger RNA from Helianthus annuus (common sunflower), 3874 nucleotides. RefSeq lists its product as uncharacterized. Gene Ontology annotation, molecular function: protein binding. The record is from RefSeq and is a predicted model, not a curated record. Bases 209 to 2725 code for a protein of 838 amino acids. The transcript has 10 exons. Lineage: Eukaryota; Viridiplantae; Streptophyta; Magnoliopsida; Asterales; Asteraceae.